Messenger RNA from Pteropus alecto (black flying fox), 2046 nucleotides. RefSeq names its product potassium two pore domain channel subfamily K member 4 (gene KCNK4). The transcript is spliced from 9 exons. The record is from RefSeq and is a predicted model, not a curated record. Gene Ontology annotation, biological process: flagellated sperm motility; sperm capacitation; potassium ion transmembrane transport. Gene Ontology annotation, molecular function: potassium channel activity. NCBI's taxonomy places the organism in Eukaryota, Metazoa, Chordata, Mammalia, Chiroptera, Pteropodidae. Gene Ontology annotation, cellular component: sperm principal piece; CatSper complex; membrane. Bases 499 to 1920 code for a protein of 473 amino acids.
CUCCCGCUUUCCCGUUGAGAACCCGCGCCCGCUCAGCCUCCUCCUUUGAGACUGGUUCCCCACGGCCCCGCCAGGCUCCCGGCGUUUCCUCGCUCGCCCUGCCUUUCCCGCAGAAGGCUCAGUCUCUCCCUCUUCCACGCUCCUUCCUUUCCCUUCCCGGUGCCCUCUUCUCUUCUUGUACCCUGGAGUCCCCGGACAGGGGCUGAGGGCCGGGCCGUGGAGGUAAGGGGGAGGACCGAAGUUGGGGGGAGGACUGGGUGUGUUCUGGUCCCAAGUGUCCAGCCAGAGGAAUAUGAGGAGAAGACUUCUGUGGGCAGUAGGGCUGGGGGCUCCAAGGACUUUGGGGCGUGUAAGGGUUGGAGGAGGGUGUAGGGGUGUCAGGCCAGGUUACUGAUCCAAGCCUCCCCGGUUUUGCCCACAGUGACCGCAGCCCUCCAGGAGCCUCCUGCUCGGCCUCCCCAGGAGGGCAGUGGAAUUGGCCGGGCCCCUGGGCGCGCCAUGCGCAGCACCACGCUGCUGGCUUUGCUGGCGCUGGUCCUGCUCUACUUGGUGUCUGGUGCCCUGGUGUUCCGGGCCCUGGAGCAGCCCUAUGAGCAGCAGGCCCAGAGGGAGCUAGGGGAGGUCCGAGAGAAGUUCCUGAGGCUCCAUCCAUGUGUGAGCGACCAAGACGUGGGGCUCUUCAUCAAGGAGGUGGCGGAUGCCCUGGGAGGGGGUGCGAACCCUGACAUCAACUCAACCAGUCACAGCAACUACUCAGUCUGGGACCUGGGAAGCGCCUUCUUUUUCUCAGGCACCAUCAUCACCACCAUCGGCUAUGGCAAUGCUGCUCUGCGCACAGAUGCCGGGCGCCUCUUCUGCAUCUUUUAUGCACUGGUGGGGAUCCCGCUGUUCGGGAUCCUGCUGGCAGGGGUCGGGGACCGGCUGGGCUCCUCCCUGCGCCGCGGCAUCGGUCACAUCGAAGCCAUCUUUCUGAAGUGGCACGUGCCUCCGGAGCUGGUGCGAGUUCUGUCCGCGGUGCUCUUCCUGCUGGUCGGCUGCCUGCUCUUUGUCCUCACCCCCACAUUCGUGUUCUGCUAUGUGGAGGGCUGGAGCAAGCUUGAGGCCAUCUACUUCGUCGUAGUGACGCUCACCACGGUGGGGUUCGGGGACUAUGUGGCCGGCGCCAGCCCCAACCAGAACUCUGCAGCCUACCAGCCGCUGGUGUGGUUCUGGAUCCUGCUCGGCCUGGCCUACUUCGCCUCCGUCCUCACCACCAUCGGGAACUGGCUGCGAGUAGUGUCCCGCCGCACUCGGGCAGAGGAGAUGGCCAAGUCUUCGGGCUGCCGUAGCUCGUUGAAGUCGGACUCGCAUAGCGACAUUCGGAAUCUGUGGUCCAUGGCCACACUGUCGCAGCCGAAGCUGAACGUGCAGCGGUCUAAUGUCUCCGAGGACUCCGACCUGGACGGCAGCAGCUUAGGCAGCAAGAUUGGCGAGUGGUACAAUCAAAGGGCCGGCUACAGCUCGGACGGAGGCUGGAAAGAAUGGGAUAACAGAGUAGCCGAUGUCGACUUAAAGCCAGAAGAGAUGGACGACGACACCUUAUUGGAGCUGGAGCUGCACCCCAUAGGUUCCCUGGAAAGCCAUUUAGAAGAGGAAGAUGACGAUGCCAGGACCGAGUUGGAAAUAUCUUCCUCAAUGCCAUCACUCCAUAUCUUGAAGCACAUACCCCAUCAUCGAGCCUACUGGGUGGAGCAGCAGAACAGGCUGCCAUUGCCCCUGACGGAACUCAUGGAGAAUGAAGCUCUGGAAAUCCUCACCAAAGCCCUCCAGAGCUACCGGUCAGAGAUCGGCAGGGAUCACUUCCUGACCAAGCAGCUGCAGCGAUACAUCGAGGGGCUCAAGAGACGCCGGAACAAGAGACUGCACGUCUCAGUGUACUGAAAACACCUCUUCAGGCUCGAGUGACUGCCCGACUUUAACCCGGGUCCCUGUCCUGCCCCCAGACCCAAGCCCGACCCUAUCCACAUGGAAUUUGAACCCUAGAGAAAUAAAAGAGUCUGUGCAUGG